Messenger RNA from Cooperia oncophora, 519 nucleotides. Lineage: Eukaryota; Metazoa; Nematoda; Chromadorea; Rhabditida; Trichostrongylidae. The record is from the annotation of a GenBank genome assembly.
AUGAUCAAGAAAAUUCCUAAUUUUUGGUGUACUGCUUUUCUAAAUCAUCCUCAACUGUCGUCCAUAAUUGAUGAAAGCGAAGAGCAAGCAUUGACACAUCUCAGCAAUAUAGAGGUUGAUGAAUUCGACGAUAUAAAGAGUGGAUUCCGUUUGCGCUUCUUCUUCACUCCCAACGAAUUCUUCGAGAACGAGAAAAUCGAGAAGGAGUAUAAUCUUGGAGACACACCAUCAACCACAGGCACUACCAUACGAUGGAAGGAAGGAAAGAACUUGGGCAAGAAAGGCGACUCCUCCUCCCCGCUGUCGUUUUUCGAGUGGUUAUCAGAAAAUGUUGAUCCAGCGCACGAUGACAUAGCUGAGGUUAUCAAAGACGACAUGUGGCCGAAUCCGCUACAAUACUACCUCUUGCCAGAGAUGGAGGAAACGGGUGACGAUUUCGAAGAACUCAUUGAUGAUGAGGAGGGUCUGGAAGAAGUGGAUGACGAAGGCGGUUCAGAGGGUGAGGAGAACGAUGCCUAA